AUGAAUCAGGUCAUUAUUCAAUGGGAUGCGGUAAUAGCUCUUUACAUACUCUUCAACUGGUGUCAUGGAGGAAUUACAAAUAUAAACUGCUCUGGCCACAUCUGGGUAGAACCAGCAACAAUUUUUAAGAUGGGUAUGAAUAUCUCUAUAUAUUGCCAAGCAACAAUUAAGAACUGCCAACCACGGAAAAUUUAUUUUUAUAAAAAUGGCAUCAAGGAAACAUUUCAAAUCAUCAAGACUAAUAAAACAACAGCUCAACUCUGGUAUGAAAACUUUCUGGAACCGCAGGCCUCUAUAUACUGCACUGCUGACUGUCCUGGACGUUUUCAGGAGACACUGAUAUGUGGAAAAGACAUUUCUUCUGGAUAUCCACCAGACGUUCCUGAUGAAGUGACCUGUGUCAUCUAUGAAUAUUCAGGCAACAUGACUUGCACCUGGAAUACUGGGAAGCUCACCUACAUAGACACAAAGUAUGUGGUGCAUGUGAAGAGUUUAGAAACAGAAGAAGAGCAACAAUAUCUCACCUCAAGCUAUGUUAACAUCUCCACUGAUUCGUUACAAGGUGGCAAGAAGUAUUUGGUUUGGGUACAAGCUGCAAAUGCACUAGGUAUGGAGGAAUCAAAACAACUGCAGAUUCACCUGGAUGAUAUAGUGAUACCUUCUGCAUCCAUCAUUUCCAGGGCUGAGAAUAUUAAUACUACAGUGUCUAAGACUGUAAUUCAUUGGAACAGUCAAACAACAAUUGAAAAGGUUUCCUGUGAAAUGAGAUACAAGGCUACAACCAACCAAACUUGGAAUGUUAAAAAAUUUGACACCAAUUUUACAUAUGUGCAACAGUCAGAAUUCUACUUGGAGCCAAACACUAAGUAUAUAUUUCAAGUGAGAUGUCAAGAAACAGGUAAAAGGUACUGGCAGCCCUGGAGUUCACCCUUUUUUCAUAAAACACCUGAAACAGUUUCCCAGGUGGUACCGAAAUCAUUCCAACAUGAUAGUCAGAGUCAGAAUUCUGGGCUUCUAAUUGCUUCCAUCUUUAAAGAACGCCUUACUCCUGACAACGGGCAAGACAUUGGACUUUUGUCAGGAAUGGUCAUCUUUGCUGUUAUGUUGUCAAUUCUUUCUUUAGUUGGGAUAUUUAAUAGAUCGCUCCGAACUGGAAUUAAAAGAAGACUCUUAUUGCUAAUGCCAAAAUGGCUUCAUGAAGAUAUUCCUAAUAUGGAAAACAGUAAUGUUGCAAAAAUGCUACAGGAAAAAAGUGAAUUUAUGAAUAAUAAUUCCAGUGAUCAGGUCCUAUAUGUUGAUCCUGUGAUUACAGAGAUAGAAAUCUUUCUCCCAGAACACAACAAGCCCACGGAGUACAAGAAGGAAAGGAAUACGGAAUCCCUGGACACAAAAGACUACCUGGAAAAAUCACUGUUCGCCAAUACUACAGUUGUAUAUCUUCCUGAUCUCAACACUGGAUAUAAACCCCAGAUUUCAAAUUUUCUCCGUGGGGAAAACAAUCUCUGCAGUAAUGAUGAAAUGGAUUCCUCAACUCUUAAACCAACAGUUGAUUCCUUCGACCUGGGGAGGAAUCCAAGGUUAAGAAAAUGUCCUAAUUUUGCUUUUUCUGUCUCAAGUAUGAAUUCACUAAGCAACACACUUUUUCUUGAAGGAUUAAGCCUCAUUUUAAAUCCAGAUGAAUGCAGUCCUCCUGACAUACAAAACUCAAUAGAGGGAGAAACCACCAUGCUUUUGGAAAAGGAUUCACCCGAUGAAACUGUAACAGAACAGACUCUGCUGCCCGAUGAAUUCGUCUCCUGUUUGGGGCUCAUGAAUGAGGAGUUGCCAUCUAUUAAUUCUUAUUUUCCACAAAAUAUUUUGGAAAGCCACUUCAGUAGGAUUUCCAUCUUGAAAAAGUAG
This is a messenger RNA of Lemur catta (Ring-tailed lemur), 1899 nucleotides long. RefSeq names its product interleukin 23 receptor (gene IL23R). The record is from RefSeq and is a predicted model, not a curated record. Gene Ontology annotation, molecular function: protein binding; cytokine receptor activity. Gene Ontology annotation, biological process: cytokine-mediated signaling pathway. The transcript is spliced from 10 exons. Lineage: Eukaryota; Metazoa; Chordata; Mammalia; Primates; Lemuridae. Bases 1 to 1899 code for a protein of 632 amino acids. Gene Ontology annotation, cellular component: external side of plasma membrane.